UGAACGCGGAAGUGCGGGAUCUGAGGGUUUCCAGCUUCUCGGAUUGUGGCGCGGCGACUGGUGCGAGAUGGAGUUGGACGCGGUGGCCGAAGAUGGUCGGGACGGUCCCCGGGAGCGGCGAGGCUUGGGUGAAGCCGAGGGGCCGCAGCAGAACCACGUGCGGCUUCAGUCCGGGGCAGACCGGCUUCCAAAACACUCCUGCUGGCUGGAUCUCUGGCUCUUCGUCCUGUUCGACGUGGUGUUGUUUUUCUUCGUGUAUUUUUUGCCAUGAAUGGUUUGCCUGAUACCUAAAUUAAGAAUUCUGGCUCCUGGAUCCUGUAAAAGACUACAGACUUCUUGAACAAAGAAGAGGGGAUUGUGCACCAGAAGAAUUUCAAACUCUAAGGGACCUUCCUUUCAUUUUACAUAUUCUGUUAUGCUUUGUGGGGGACUAUAUUAAAUGGGUAAUGAUCUCACCCAUUCAUAGCUAAGUCCUUAAAAUUCAGCUCUGAUUCAUGUUUUAAAACUUUUUACAAAUUAUCUGAUGGCUUUACAGGGGCUAAAUAUAAGAAGUAUUUAUACAUGAAGGUUUAUUAUACUCAUGAAGAAAUAAAUGUUUUUCCUUUAACAUUUUAAGAGUUGGCCAGGGUUUAGUAUGAUACAGGUAAUAUGGUGAAUAUUUAAAAAUAAAUUAUUCAAAAGGAAAAAAGGAGCUAAAAGCUGUACAGAAAAUGCAGGCCCACAAUGUAUUUGCUGUAAGUGCCAGUUUAAUUUUUAGAUUAGGUGGACCUCUGUUAUGGUUGCUAGGUUGGUACAAUCUUAGAGA
Hippopotamus amphibius kiboko is the source of this 805-nucleotide messenger RNA. RefSeq lists its product as uncharacterized. The record is from RefSeq and is a predicted model, not a curated record. Lineage: Eukaryota; Metazoa; Chordata; Mammalia; Artiodactyla; Hippopotamidae. The transcript has a single exon. The coding region runs from base 68 to 271 and encodes 67 amino acids.